Messenger RNA from Cylicostephanus goldi, 809 nucleotides. NCBI's taxonomy places the organism in Eukaryota, Metazoa, Nematoda, Chromadorea, Rhabditida, Strongylidae. The record is from the annotation of a GenBank genome assembly.
AUGCUUUUACCAUAUGAAGCCUACACACAUCAGUCGUUGCCAGCCGAUCCUCCCAAUGGGGUUCAGGCAGCACCGGCUCCAACAUUGGAAGCUCCCCAGCAAGAGCAAGCAGAGCCACAGCCUCCACAACGCGAGCCAUCCGAACCAUUAAUGGGUCAUCCUGGGCAUGUACAGCAAACAAUAAAAGCGCCUGUUGAUGAAGAGAUUUGGUUUGACGUGGGGAUCAUCAAAGGAACGUCCUGUGUUGUUACCCAUUACUUUCUACAUGGAGAUCAAUCAUUGGAAAGUACUUAUGGGAAUGAUUUUGAUGUUGGGAUGCAUGCUGGGCAAGUCAACUUCUUGCGAAAGGCAGAGCUGGAACCCGGUACUGCUUAUCGGUUUCGCGUUGCGGGUAUAAACUCCAUAGGACGCGGCCCAUGGAGUGAGGUCUCCGCUUUCAAGACUUGCCUUCCCGGUUUUCCUGGAGCGCCUUCGUCUAUCAAGAUCACCAAAGGACAAGAGGGUGCUCAGCUUACAUGGGAGCCUCCGCAGAAUGUUGCAGGACGCAUUUCCGAGUACAGUGUUUACUUGGCUGUGCGCAAUAAUUCUGGAGCUGCUGAUAAUCAGCUCGCUUUCAUGAGGGUGUACGUGGGUGUCGAACCCGAAUGUAUUGUGAAUCAAACGAAUCUUGCUGCUGCAUAUGUGGACCAGUCUACAAAACCAGCCAUAAUCUUCAGGAUAGCAGCCAGAAAUGAGAAGGUAGUCUCUUGUUGCACGGUGUUAAUCCUUCUGUGCGAAUGUAAUUUUUACAUUUGCCAGUUUUGUUAGGC